Leishmania braziliensis MHOM/BR/75/M2904 is the source of this 711-nucleotide messenger RNA. RefSeq names its product putative CYC2-like protein (gene CYC7). The coding region runs from base 1 to 711 and encodes 236 amino acids. Gene Ontology annotation, biological process: regulation of cyclin-dependent protein serine/threonine kinase activity. The transcript has a single exon. The record is from RefSeq and is a predicted model, not a curated record. Lineage: Eukaryota; Euglenozoa; Kinetoplastea; Trypanosomatida; Trypanosomatidae. Gene Ontology annotation, molecular function: protein kinase binding.
AUGUCGUUGAGAGUUCGCCCGUACAAGACGUCGGCACAGACUCGCUUGGCCGAGAUCGUCGCUGCUUAUGUUCAGCACCUGAUGGAUUUGCAGGCAUCUGGCUGUGCUGAGGCCAUCCUUGACGGAUCUGUGAUUCCCCCGCCGAACGCCCAGUACUCUUCGCACGACUUCUUUUGCGCGGCACACGCGCCACCGAUUUCGGUGAAGAAGUAUACGGCUCGCCUGGUGACUUACAUGCACUGCUCACCCGAGGUAUUUGUGUUUGCCGUUGCCUACCUGCGGCGGCUCGUGCUUAACGGAUUCCCGGUGCACAUACGGUCGAUUCAUCGUCUGCUGCUAACAGCCGUCUUGGUCGCACUCAAGUAUCGAGACGACAUAUACUACCACACGAGCUUCUACGCUGAGGUUGGUGGCGUUACACCGAAGGACUUGUGCAUAAUGGAAAUGCGUUUUCUCUUCGAUCUCAUCCGCUUCGAAGGCGAGGUUUCUCUAGCAGAUUAUCACACUGUCAUAAGGGACAUUACGCGCGUGGCCGAGGGACAUAUGAUAGUAAAGAGUAUAAGCACCGAGUCGGAGACGUGCAGCCAAUGCGACACCUCUGCCAGUACCUUCACUACCUCGACGCCAGGCGAUCUUGGCUGUCUGCACGAGACGAGUGACACGUGUGCACACGCCUGGACACGCGAAUGCAAAGUAUUUUGGGGCCCCUAA